Messenger RNA from Bursaphelenchus okinawaensis, 4808 nucleotides. The record is from the annotation of a GenBank genome assembly. Lineage: Eukaryota; Metazoa; Nematoda; Chromadorea; Rhabditida; Aphelenchoididae.
AUGCCGUCGGCUUUCGAAUCGAGCUUCAUCAAUACCGAAACUGAGCCAGGGACUCACCAAGAAGAAGGAGAGCCUCCGGUAGGAACAAUAUGUUGUUUUAGGUGGAUUGUGGGGUUUUUUACUUAUUUUUGUGAUCUACUUACUUUAUUUCAGUUACUUUAUUUAUAUAUUGCUUUUCAAAACUUUAAAUUGUUCUUUAGUACGUUGAUACAAGUCUGGAGGAUAUAACUGAGCUUGGAACUUGCAAUCACUUGUCUUGCCUAAGAGAAAACGUAAGGUCUACUAUAAUAUCGAGCAAAAAUAAAUACAUAGCACUCAGUUCUUUAUAUAAUUUGUUGUUUAAUUUGUCUAACUAUCUAUAAUACUUUUUAUACAUUCAGGCUAUCAUAAUAUACAAUCUUUUAGGCUAAGAGGUUGAGCACUUAUGGGAAGGUGUUUGACUCGAAUGACGCAUUGUAUUGUGGUAAGUUCGCAGCGGAUCUUGAAGUUGUUCUACAGUAUGCAAAGGCCAGCCGUUGCGAAGAUAAGAUUCAAUUCUACUCGGUCGAGUUUCUAGCGAAAAAAUGUGAGUUUUUUGUUGUUUUUCGAGGUUUUUAGGUAAUAAAAGAAUUAUUGUAGAAUAAUAUAGAUAGGAAUAGGUUAAAAUAUAAAUAAAAUGUUGCAUAUGGGUCUUUGUGGUUCUAUAUUGCACUUUAAUUAAUGUUUUUUGCAGUUCCAUCGAAAAAAGAAGUGAAUCCACCUAAAGCAAUACAAUUUCGUGUUUCAAACUUCAAACAUCUGAAGGAUUGUGUAAAGUCGGCUGUAUGUUACAUAAAGGGAAUACCAUGGCGAGUGUCACUGAUUCCGCGCAAGACCAACGUUAAUGGUGUGAAGGAAGUGUCAUUAGGAAUCUUCCUACAAUGUUCUGUGGUCUCUUACAAUGAGUAAGUUAUAUUAUUAGGCAUAGUAAAGAGAUUUUGGAAAAAAAAUUGAUAAAUUAUUUUAGAAUAAGGUACUUUUUUGUUUUUCUUAUAGUCAUAUUAAUGUUACAGUUCGUGGAAAGUGAACGCGCAAGCUGAUAUAGUGUUACAUGGUGAAAAGGAGUUCAAACGAAAGACGAAUCACAACUACACUUCCAAAGAGUGUGAUUGGGGCUAUUCUACGUUCAUCACUUAUAAAGUAAGUUUAUUCAACAAAACUAACACAACUUUGUUAAUUUAACAUUAUGGUUAUUGAUAUUCAAUUUUAAAUUUAGGAGUUAUUGAACGAAAGCGGAGGUUACUGUAGAAACGAUUCGAUUAUGGUCAGAGUUUUGGUCAAUUCUGUUGAAGCCAGUGGAAUUAUGUAUGUUUUUCUAAAUACUUUUAUUGUUUAUUUUUGUCUUGUAGCAUUCAAAUGUGUACUUCAUAAAGGGAACAAGCUAAUAUACUGUAACGUAAACUAAAUUUUAUAAAAACAGUGUUUUUAGGGAGUUUGAAGAUUUUCAUCUCAAGAUGAAACAAUACAUCAAGAUCUGUGAGUUGCAACGGGAGAAGGGUUACAUAGACAAGGCCAUAGACUGUAUCGUCCAAGCGAUCGCUUUGGCGUCAUAUUAUGUAGAUGUCAAGUCUCUGAGGGAGCUGGAAAAGUGUAAGAAGGAACUGAUCAGCUACAAAGUAAAAGAAUCUAUCCAAAGGAUUGAAGCUGGCCGCGAAGCUUCUACGAUUGACGCCAGUAGUGUCGUCAAAGGUAAAAUACGGUUUUCAAAAUUUUGCUGUUUACAACGGGUUAAAUUUGAUGUUUUUAAAAAGUAUUUGAGUUGUAGUAGUGUAAUAUUGUAGAUAAAUAGUAGUAUAGCUUUUUGCUUUUUAAUAUCAAUAUGUCUAAUAAUGAAGCAGAUAGCGAUUUAGGAGGUUUGGCGGCUGAGACUGGUCGAUUGGUCAACAAAACAGCUAGAGCUCAAUGUGAACGUAAGAAGAGGAAGAGCUGCAGCAGUUCUAAUCAAGUAUGUUUCUCUAACGUUGUCAUUGGUUAAGGAUAGUUUGAUUAUUUGAAAAUACUAACAUAAUACAAUCAAAAGUAGUCUUUUUAGUACUUUUUGGUUUAAUAAGCUACAAAUGUUAAAUUUUAGACGAUUUUACUCAUUUUAAAUAAUUUUUUUAGAAUUCAAAAAAGAAGACGUCAAACGCCAAACAAGAGUUUAUCAAGACAGUCCAAGUGACCAACUACAAUUCAUCGUGCAAACAGGUGACCACUUUUGUGCCAUUUAAUUGUAAAGUCAAGGAUUUGCACGCCCAUGACACGACGAUGAACAAUAAUAACAACAAUAUGAUAACGAUUCAGAAGAAUAUCAAAACCAAAGAUUCUUCAGUGUCUGUAGAGUAUACGUCAACAAAGUUUGUGAACAAUAUCAACGUUCCGGCAGUCGACGAAGCCAAUAUGGCUAAGCUACAAGAUAUCCUGAAGGCAGGAAAGCCGGUCGUUCAUUUGAGUUUGACAAUUGAAGCUGUUAACACAGAAGGCGAGUUGGAGAGGGUGAUUGUGAAGCAUAUCGUAUCAGGGGACAUGAACAAGGAUCAAGUUGCUAAGGACAUUUUGAAGAAACAUGAAAAGGUAGGUCCACAUUUGCAUAUUAUUUAUGGUUUGCUAAUGAUGUAUAGUAUGUUAACGAAGUUAUAUUGCGCUUUACGUUGAUAUCAUAGGAAAACAUCUAAUAACUAUGUUUUUAGGAUUGGCAAUCUGAUGCUGAUCUAAAAAGAUUCAUUCCCGAGCUGAAGCGUGUUACCUCAAGUGACGAGUUCAAGCUUCUUCUGGACGCUCAGAUGAAACCAGAAAAGAAAGAAACGUUAUCGAAGACGAGGUCUAGAGCGGACAAGACUAUCUUCUACAAAUCUCAAAUUGGGGAGGAGAUCAAGGAAGCAGCAAUCAAAGGAAUGGCAGGAUUCUUCGCGAGUAGAGAGAACGAUAGGGAACAGUACGUGCCCUCGGAAGUUACACCGCCAAAACCUUUUGAUUUGUGUGUGUCAUGCGAAGAAAAGUGCAAGGUAAAGUUGUAAAAUAUUACUUUAGCUUGAAACACAAGGCCUAAGAUACAAAAUUAAAUUUUAAAUUUGCAUUUUUUAACUAUAGAGAACUGAUAAUAAGGUUACAUAUUUGAUGUUUAAAACUUUUUAGGGAAUGAUGUCUGAAAGAAUACUCAAAACGAAGAAGAAGCUCAUUCUCUUCUACAAGUUCUUACAAGGUUAUUACUACUCAAAAGAGUUCAAAGACGCCUACGAGAAGAUCAUCAACUUUGUGGAUGUCACUGCAGAGAACAGUAAGUGUUCUACUGGGAGUUUUUGUUGUCUGGACUCUGUUUCUGAGUUUAAAUGUAAACAAGGUUUAUAUUAUAUUGGUUUGAAAUUAUGUAAUAAUUUAUAUUAAUUUUAACUUCAGUGAAAGAAAUCGACUUUAUAAUGCACGUGAAUGAAGUUUUCGUGGAGUUUGAGCAUUGGGAUCCGACCAAAGAUACGGUGUUUGACUUGUUAUGUCAAUUCUACAGUGUUCUGGAUGCUGUUUUACUACCGGUCGAUACGAUUCUACCUUCCUUUUACGAAAUGACAGCGAGUGUCAUCACGAAGAACCGGAUGAUCAUAGAAGCAUAUGAAGAACAAGAAGAUGAACUAGACGAAGUUCACAGCAAACUCGAACUGAUGGAGGAUCAGGAGAUCGAGAACAGAAACAUCAUCAAGGAUCUGAAGAAGGAGAACAAGAAACUCAAGAGGCUGGAGAAGAAUUGCACCACCGAGUUGGACAAGUGCAAAGACAAGUUCUACAAAACGUGGGUUUUUAUUAAGUUUGGAUAACUUUUUUUUUGUUUACGUUUUUUUAUUUAUAUAGUUUGAUAAAUAUUGCAUUUUAAUAAAAUUUGUAGCGAUGAAUGUGUUAAAUCGCUGAUCAAAGACAUGGAUAAGGUGACAGUAAGAAUCAAAAGUCUCGAGAGGGAAUUGAAUGAAAAAGCCAAAGCUGAACAAAGUUGGAAGGAUUCGAAGAAACGGCUACAGAACGAGCUGAGGGAGAGUCAGAGGUUGGUCAAACAGCUGAAAGAACAACUCGAGAAGUCGAAAGAUCACGUCAAGAAACUUGAAACGGUAAGUUGCUAUCAAUUUUCAAUUUGGUCUUCUAAGAUUAUAUUGUUAUUAUGUUUAUUUUAUGAGUUCCUAUACAUGUAAAUUGAUUGCCAGUUCUAUAUUUACGUUAUAUGCAUUGAAGUUUUGACAGCUAAGCGUCACUAUAGAGUUUUGUGCUUUUGUUUGUUACCUUACUGUUUAUUCAUGAUGUUUUCAGAAGAAGACAGCUCAAAUGGCACAGAAACCGAUAGAGUUGGGUAAAAUUAAGGAAUUGGAAAAGGAACUCAGUAAUUACAGAGUUAAUGAGAGUGUCCUCAAGUUUGAGAAGUCGAUCGUUACAGCUGAUGUCACGUUACGAAUGAUCGGGCAAAGAAAACGGCAAGGGUAAGGUCAAGUUUAUUGUUGUUUUGCUAUUUUAGGUAUAACUUUUAAGAAAAGUCUUUGGAGAUGUUCCGUUUUAAGUUAUUUCAAUCUUGUUUUAGAUUCAUGAAUCCAACGGAUGUAGCCGACUUAGACAAGCAAGAGCUGUGUUGGUCUAGCUAUCGACAAGAGAUGCAACGUUACGUUGAUGUAUGGAGGACGCAACAACAACGCCCAACCCAUCUGAGGGUACCAUUGGAACCAGCCGGACUUACUUUGCCUCCGGUGAUAAGAGUAGAAAAGGUGGUGCAUCUGAAGCCGGUCUACUUGAACGAGUACGGUGCUGUGACUACGCAGCCGGUUUGGGAUCUGGAGUUUUGA